UGUCAUCACAGAUGUACCCCCAGCUGUCACUCCACCCUGCUCCGUCUCUUCCUCUCUUUUUCUCUCUCCUCUCUCCUCCCCACUUGCCGCUUUCUCGAUUAUUCAGCUGACUGCCAUUCCUAUUGCACACUGCUAUCUCCCCUUUGCUCCACUGCUGCACUUCCGAUGGUUCCAGAGUCUUGGCAUCAUGCAGGGCGAAGGGGGAUGAUGCCGAGCGGCGCUUUACGAGCGCUUGCCUGCCUGCCUGCACAUUGCUUGCACAGGAACGUUGGGAUACCCACAACAGGGUUUGGCAACUCUAAAGAGACUCCAUCCCAGCCAGCGGGGAACAAUUAGUCAGACUGCUGUUCAUUCCUGCAAGAAAGUGUGCCAGCCUGGCUGGCAGGCACAAGACACCACGGGGAAAACAGUAACCAUCAUGCUGUCUCUGAGUGGAGGCUACUGGUGGAGCAACAGGCUUUCCCUGAGAUGGAGAAAAACUAGCUUGCUUGCCUGUUGGCUUUCAUUCUGUGCAGCAGAGUCCCUCAUUGCUUGCCCCUCCCUUUGCAAAUGCAACAGCGGUACUCUAGAGGUGGACUGUAGUGGCUUGGGCCUUUCAUCUGUUCCCUUGGACAUUCCUACAAAUACCAGGACCUUCCUUUUCCUCAACAACGAACUCAGCAUUUUGCCAGAACAAACUUUUUCCAAUUUCUCUGCCCUCCAGAGACUAGAUCUUUCCAACAAUUUCUUAGACCAACUUCCUGAGAACAUUUUCAGAGAUCUAGUAAACCUCACUGAAUUACAGCUGAGGAACAACAGCAUCAGGAGCCUGGAUAAAGAUCUUCUGCAGAGCACUGUUCUCCUGCGUCAGCUGGACCUCUCCAUCAAUGGGCUUGCUCAAAUCCCCUCAGGCAUAUUUGAUGACCUGCCCUCUCUCCGUUGGCUUUCCCUCAGGUCAAAUCGCCUGCAGAACUUGGACAGGGUGACCUUUGAGCCUUUAGUUAGCCUGCAGCAGUUGCAAGUGGGGGACAACCCCUGGGAAUGUGACUGCAACCUGAGAGAUUUCAAAUACUGGAUGGAAUGGUUCUCUUACAGAGGAGGAAAGAUAGACCAACUGGCAUGUACCCUGCCUAAGGAGCUACGGGGAAAAGAUAUGCGCAUGGUGCCCAUGGAGAUGUUUAACUACUGUUCCCAGCUGGAGGAUGAGAACAGCUCUACUGUACUGGACAAUAUUGGUCCUCCUUGCAGUAAGGGAGCCCCAAUUGCUCCCAAGCCUAAAACAACAACUCCUGAAGCAGAAGAGGAUCCCAGUGUGGGUUGCCCCCAGAAACAAAGAUACCGGCCUGUCAGUGUGCGCCGAGCCAUUGGCACAGUCAUCAUAGCUGGGGUGGUUUGUGGCAUCGUGUGUAUUAUGAUGGUAGUGGCAGCAGCAUAUGGCUGUAUCUAUGCAUCUCUCAUGGCUAAGUACCAUCGGGAGCUGAAGAAGAGGCAGCCAUUAAUGGGUGACACAGAAGGCGAACAUGAGGAACAAAAGCAGAUUUCCUCUGUGGCAUGAAUACCUUAUUGGAAAUUAGUGGCAGAAGAGAACAGGAUAUGAGAAGCCUAUGGCUUGGGCCUUUCCACAUCUUCCAAGACAUACAGAUGGACUGUGCUGCUGUUCCAUUCAUCCAAUUAGUAAAACAUGCUUCUGGGUUCAGAACACCUGGCUCUGGGUUCAAGUCCCUCUCACUUGCCUCUGUCCUCAUGUACUUCCAAGUGAAUAAACUGUAGUCAGACCUCAAGUGCUUAUCAUUUUUCCUCUUUGCACAAGACUCCCCACAGAUGCUCAUUUAUGGGGAAGUUCAGCCAACCCAGCACUAUCUUGCCUCUGCUUCAGUUCCUGACUCCUUCAGAAACUCCCAUACCACCACAGAAUCUUUUACCAACAAAACGAGAAGCCAAAGGCACUUAGACAACCCCUGUGAAAGUGUUUAAACUUCACAGGUUCGGUCACUGAUAUUACUGCAUGACGAUCUACUCCUUCCCAUUAGCUGUAUAUUCAGAAAAACCUAGUUCACAGCCAGCGCAGAACUGAUGAAAGGCCUGUAACUGAGUGCACAAUAUCCACAGGGAAUUAGACUUUCCUGUUUUUAACAUUACAAAGGAAUUAAUAUCCUUUUACAUUAAAAAAAACGCAUUGCGUAUAUUCACUCUGUUGUGUAGUCUAGUCUACACAACAAAGAGUGCAGACAAAUAAAAAUAUUAACAUAGGCUGAUCACCCACAUAUAUACACACUUAUUCAUAUACACACCUCUGUCCUUUGCAUACCAUCUGUAGAUUACUAUUUGUAGAGCGCUAUAAAGUGUGCCAGCUACUGCCUGAUAUGGAUGAUAAUUUAUGAUCCCUGCAAUGAAGGACAUUAAAAAGUAUUUGAAGAAGCAGCAAAGGUGAAAUAAAGAAAGGAUGGGUCGUGACUAUUAAAAGGACAGUUACUUUGGGAAGGCUAAUGUGUAUCCUCCAAAAGGGAAAACAUUUUUUCUGGGAUAUUAGAGAAUUAAUCUGAAAGGCUCUUAUAGUCUUUGUGGCAGAAGUGGGUCUCUGGAAGGGAUUUAAGAGGAGAACAGCCUUUCUGAUCUCCUUAGAAAGAGUAUUUUGAGGACUUGGGUAGUGGUGGGGAGGAGUAUGGAAGUGGUUUUACAGAAAAAAAUACACACUGUAGGUCAUAACCAGAAUCAUUAAUGUGGCUAUAUGCAAUGUAACACAGUGUGGGUCAGAUAGGGAGAAUUGGACAAAAUGAUUUACAGCCAUGAAUAAGACAUCAAGGAGUAUCAGUGUAAAAUGUAGAGAGGAGAUGCUGUUCAGGGUCAAUGUUGGUCAGCUCUUCAUGCAAACACUCUACUGAUAUAGGCAUGUGUGAAUGAGACUGGUGCAUGUAAGCAGCCAUGCAAGAGUCCUACUCAAAAACAGGGAGAAUAGCAUUAAUAUUCUCUGCAGCAUCCAUGCAUAUAAUACACACAUACACUCAAGGAACACACAGAUGCAUACAUGAGCACAUGCAUGCAUGUGCACGUACACACUGAACACACAUGAAUUCUUAUGCAGGGUAUAUUUCCCAAGCUCAAAGCAUAUCACAUUAGCCUCAUUUCAUUUCAAACUGAUGGCAGGGAGGAGGGAACCAACAUAAGGACUCAUUUUAUAUAACUGAAAGUGGGAUAAAGUGCUGUCUCCAGGGGAGAGCACAUAUUGCCAUGGUAACCUGCUCUAGCCCAUCACAGCGGGUAUUCCUGGGAUAGGAAGAUGACACGAGAGGUCGUGCAGCCGCAGUUUUUGUGGAUACUGUGAUCCUUGCAGUCAUGAAAAAAAAAAUUGGCAGCUGGCCCAGAUUCCAAGGUAUCUCUCUAGCAACUCAGGAGCAGAGCCCAACAAUCACCUUAGUUGGGCAUGGAGCAGGUCUUCAGAAUUCUUCCUUCUUUUGUUGUAUUCUUAUGCCUUUCAACGAGCUCAAGUUUUUCUUUAACUGUUGCUGCUGGUUUGAAUAGAAGCAAUGCUUACUUUCCUUUAACUCAUCCCUAAAUCUCCUGUCAGCAAACAAGAACACUGUGAAGGACUCAAGAUUACAUCUUGGGAGCAGUAAUUCAACCCUCUACCAUCCUAUUAGCAAAGAACUAUCACAUCCCAAAAGAGGGAAUAACCUUCAGACAGACAGGCGUGGCAGGAAAAAAAUUCUCAUGGAACAUUAAGGAGGAGACGGUGGGAAAUGAGAUUCAUUCAUUUAUUAAAUUUGUAUCUCCUACCCUUCCUCUCAAAGGAGCCCAGGGCAGCAAACAUCAAAAUGUUAAAACAACACAAUUUAAAAUGGUAGCCAAACGGUGGAUUUGACUAUGGCAUCUAAUUUUAAGAUCUGUGCAGAAGAUCAGCAUCAAGGUAAGAGGCAAAUUCCAAGAAUAGAGGAUAGACUCUUUCUCUCAUUACGUACCAUGUAUGUAUUGUAGUCCCUCAAAGUUUGCAACUCCACUUCCGCUUUAUCCCAGACUGAUGGGCAAAAUGAGGCUACUAAAGACUCUAGCUAAUGUAUGUAUGUAUGCCUGUAUUGCUCCUACUGCAUAUAUACCGAACAAGCUAGCACUGGCACUUUGCCUGGAUAUACAAUUCCAACCUUACUGUCUCUAUAAUCUUCCCAAAGGAACGUACCUCUGUAACAUACAUACUGGACAGCACAAUUAUACUUGAAAUUGGAUUUUUGUCAGAGCUGUAUAUUUAUAGAUCUCUAUUUUACUUCUAAGAAAAAAAUAUGACAUGAUUGCACAGAACAAAUGAUGUGUGCAUGUGUGUUUAGAGGAUGAGAAAAACUGAGGAGCGCAAAUUAGGUUUGGCGGGGGGGGGGAAUCCCCUUCCUCUUCCAUUCCCUAUUCUCACCUUUGGCAGGUUUCCCUUUGUUGCCAAUUACAUUUUCUGUUUUCCAUGUUGUGAGUUUAAUUACAACUUUAAACUUUAUUCUAAUUUAUCAUUUGAUAUGGCAUAAGGUUGGCCCUGAUACUUCCACAUUUAGAAAUCCACAUCUGAAAAGGGGAAGUAAGUGAAGGGACAAAGUAAGUGUUUGUUAAGAAAAGUAGGGGUGUUGGAUGGAUAAUGUUGGUCUCAAAGACACUGGAGUACUUGGGUAGUAAAAUGGGCUGUUGAGAAUGCAAUAAGCCAAUAUAGGAAGUGUCCUCUUUCAAGCUACUGGGAAACUGUGCCUUCAGCUGUAAUCAGAAGGUCUGGAAUGAUCUUGUUACAUCAUUUAGCAUUCUUGAACUAGGGUUGAGGAAACUCUAUGAAGUCUCAGAAAAUAUGCAAAAUGUCUUGCAUCCCAUCAUCUUCCAUUCACAUAAAACCACAAUAUAUACCUGUUGAAAACACAGGGAUUUAGACCAUCUGAUUCUUAUAUGGUUGCUACAAGUUUAUACUCUGGCUGUGGGCAGUAUAGACAAUCAAAAGAAGAAAGGGUUUGGAUCUACCAAUUUCAUACUACUUAUUCCAUUUGAAAAAGAGGUUCACUUGUAUAACAUUUCAGAACUGCUGUUCAAGUGAACUGAGAAGAUGAAUUCCUUAGCAAUAGGACCCUUCAGCAGAAUCAGUAUACUCUUUCUACUGGUUAGAGAUCAGAAUGCAUACCUGUACUAGACUACCUAUGUAUAAGACCAGAAUACUACCAGAAGUAUAUGCAUGUGUAACUGUUAUGCUGAGAUUAUUCGGGAGUUUAGCGAUAUGCCACCAGUGUUAAAAUUUGUAUAUACAAGACCACGGGGCACUUCACAAGUGGCACAAAUAAUGCCUAUUAAUGUGCUACUUGAGAACUCUGUUACUAUGGGAUCUAACAUGGGGAAUAGCCCUAAUACUUCAUAACUUUCAAACUAUUCUAUUAAUUUUAAUAACCAGACUGGUGUUUGUUUCUCUGUAGGUAUGAGUAGGCCUGGUUUUGAAAACACAUGCCAAAGUGCCAUUACUGAAAAUGAAGCAGCAUAGCUCUCCUGUGGGCUUGACUGGUGCUGAUCAAAACAGAUUGGAAGAUAAUUAGAAAUGAGAAAGGGAUGCAAUGCAAACAUUCAUAAUGCAUGCACCUGUUAACAUCACUGCAGAAAUCCGGCAUACAAGUGGUUUAAGUAAAAAUUUCUACAUCACUUGUGAAAACUCCCUCCAGGCUAUCAGGUGCAACCAGCAGCUGACAGCUAAGGAGAGGCUACCCUUUUAAAAAAAUGUUGGCAAAAAGCCAUAAUGAAGGACAACCUAAUUCCUUUAGUAAAGGUGGAUAUAGACAAGAAUGUACUUUCCUGUGCUGGUAGGUCAAUACAAGAAAAGCCAAGGAAAAUUUAGCUCCUGGUACAGUCAGACUAACCCAAGAAAACAAGAGGUAGGCACAGUUCCUCGGGGUGGGGGUCUUGAAAGGAGGACUGAUUAGCACAUACAAUCCUUUUUUCUGUUAGAAUUUAAGGGAGAAACAGUUUUUAAAAAGCAGUUGAAGGUAUAGUAUAUUUCUGGCUUGUUGUUUUAGAAGAAUAAUAAAGAAUGUAUUUUCCUAUGCAA
Molecule: messenger RNA, 6022 nt
Organism: Lacerta agilis (Sand lizard)
Lineage: Eukaryota; Metazoa; Chordata; Lepidosauria; Squamata; Lacertidae
Gene: LRTM2
Product: leucine rich repeats and transmembrane domains 2
Exons: 4
Coding region: 419-1534 (371 amino acids)
Cellular component (GO): plasma membrane
Molecular function (GO): protein binding
Source: RefSeq, a predicted model, not a curated record